AUGUCUUCAACAAAUUUUCCACCAUUAAAAAACGAUCUCAUUCUUCGUGUAUGUCGCGGUGAAUCAGUCGAACGUGUACCAAUAUGGAUCAUGCGUCAAGCUGGUCGUUAUUUACCUGAAUAUAAAGUAAUUAGUUCUCAGCAUUCAUUUUUUGAAGUAUGCCGAACACCAUCGCUUGCAUGUGAAGUUACACUUCAACCAGUACGUCGAUUCGAUCUCGAUGCUGCAAUUAUUUUUAGUGAUAUUCUUGUUAUACCACAAGCAUUAGGCAUGCAAGUGGAAAUGAUCGCUAAUGAAGGACCAUGUUUUCCGCAGCCACUUAAAACACCGGAAGAUUUAAAUACGAAAAUAGAUCGAACACGUAAAGCUAGUGAAGAAUUAAAAUAUGUUUACGAAGCUAUUACAUUAACGAGACAUACCCUGGAUGGUCAAUGUCCAUUGAUUGGUUUUACGGGUGCCCCAUGGACACUGAUGUCCUAUAUGAUUGAAGGUAAAGCUAGUACAACAAUGUCAAAAGCAAAACGUUGGCUAUACAGUUAUGAAAAUGAAUCACACGAUCUUCUUACUGUACUUGCUAAUUUUACUAUUGAUCAUCUUGUUGAACAAAUAGCGGCUGGUGCACAAAUUGUUCAAUUAUUUGAAUCACAUUGUGCUUGUUUAACACCGGAUUUAUUCAAUCGGUUUUCAUUACCAUAUCUAUGUCAAAUUGCUAAGGGUGUUCGUGAAAAGCUUGCACAACGGGAAAUUCCAUCCGUACCAUUUAUUCUGUUUGCUAAAGAUGCACAUUUUGGUCUUCAUGAUUUAGCUAAAAGUGGUUUAUUCGAUGUUAUUAGUCUUGAUUGGACAAUUACACCGUCAACUAUACGUUCGUUAAGAGAUGAAAAUUCAACAUUAACGCUGCAAGGAAAUCUUGAUCCAUGUGCACUUUAUUCGUCGAAAGAAAAUCUGGAAAAAUUCGUCCGGGAAAUGCUUGAAGUAUUUGGAACACAACAAUAUAUAGCAAAUUUAGGCCAUGGAAUUUAUCCAGAUAUGUCCGUAGAUAAUGUUCAAUGGUUUAUCGAUGCUGUUCAUCUUAUUUCACAAGAAAUGAAUAAAAAUAAAUAA
Rotaria socialis is the source of this 1104-nucleotide messenger RNA. The record is from the annotation of a GenBank genome assembly. Lineage: Eukaryota; Metazoa; Rotifera; Eurotatoria; Philodinida; Philodinidae.